AUGAAGUGGCUAAUCGUGUUGCUUCUGGUGUCCGCGGCGUUUGCGGCAGGAGAGAAGAAACUCGACAAGCGGCCCGCCAAGAAGGCACACUCACAGAAGCCCACCAAGGCACCCAAGACGAUCCUGGAGGAGUUUACCGCGCUACCGCCGGCCGAUGUUGACUUCAUCAAGGAGCUGGACCGUCAGUUUGCCGAGCACGGCAACAAGAUCCGCAUCAAGGUGGAGCGCAGUAACGCGACGGACGGCAAGCACAUCAAGCGCACGAUUGAGGGUGAUCUGGGAUACGGUCACUACAGCAAUCAAGCCGAGGAGGGGUAUCAUUUUUCCAAGCCGAAAUACAUGAUCUACCCCUACUCACAGCACGAACUACAGCCGGCCCGGUCGACGCACAGCACCGCGGAGACGGUCACCGACAUCGAAAUCACGCCAUCGCACAGCUAUGAGCUGAAACCGAUCGAGGAAGUCUACCAGAUCUACCCGACCCAGCAGUACGAACAGCACCACCAGCAGCAUUACUACCACCAGCAGCAGCAGGGGCAACAUCAAGCCAAGCAGCUCUACCAGCAGGAGGACGCUCCGGUGAUUGUGCUCAAAAUUCCGGGCCCUUCCAAGUACGCAGCUCAUCUGCAGGCCCUGCUGCAACAGUAUCUGGAAAUUCGUGCCGCCCAACUGUACCGGGAACUGGAGGAGCACGAGUAUCAGCAACAGCAACAGCAUCAGCAGCAACAGCAUCAACAGCAGCAGCAACAUCACUAUGUCCAGGAAGAGCAUAAGCAGCAUAAGUAUCACCCCGGCACGAAGUACAGUCAACCGGACCCGGUCUACCCGACGGAGAUCGCGUACGUGCCAAUGAUCCGUACCAGUCACAACACGUUCGUGCCGCUGCCGGACCAGUAUUACGACGGCACUCCGAAGGUGCCAGCUCGGCCAACGAAGCACCCAAACUAUCGCAAGACCACGGUCACUCCAACGCAUAUCGCCUACCACAGUACGGCCCAACCGGAACCGGCCUACCAUUACCAGACGUACCACGGUGAUCAACAUCCCCAUCAGCAGGAGCCUUCGGGUCACGCACAUACCGGUCACGCCGUCUCGCAGAUUCAGUACCAAUACGUGGCCCAGCAACCGGCCAGCGGACCGGAGGAGGACCACGAAACGCAGUACGUCUACGAGAAGCCGGCGAUCAACUUCGUGACGCCCGUGCCGGAUGCCCAUCAGUCGCAUCCGGAUCCGUACCACGAGCAGCACCAGCCGCAGCAACCGCCCCGGAAGUACCCGAACUUCUCCCAGUACCACCAUCAUCACCGGCCGCAGCCGCAACAGGAGGAAGAGUACCUUCCGGAGCCGAAGCUCGUCGAGAACUACCCCAGCCACAAGCACACGCGCGUCGUGUACAAGAGUCCCUCGCUGAAGGCGGAACUCCAGCAGGAGGCCGCCAUGGAGCACCAAGCGGAACACGAACACUAUCACCACCAGCACGAGCAGCAACAGGAAGCAGCACAUUAUGACUACCACCAACACCAGCACCAGCCUCAGCACCAACAGCAACAGUACAUCCUGCAGGAGGUCUAUCCCUCGCAGGCUUCGUACUUCGAGGACAAAUCAUUCGUCGAGUCCGCCGGCCCGCAAGUGACGACGGAGGCCGCAGAGACGGCCUCACCGCACUACAACACCGAGCCGGUGGUAACGAUCACGCAGCGUCCGAAGCAGCGUUACAACUACCACGCACACAGCGCAGCAGGACAUCAUGGUGGCGGCGGCGGCGGCGGUGGACGUGGCUCCAGGAUGGCGUCCAUCACCGAAAGCCGCACUUCCCGGACGGGGUCCGGUGGCUCGCCGAAGCCCUCCAGCAAACGGGACGCGGCACCAACGGGCCCGGGGGCCAGCUCCGGGCACCCGUACACCGAGGAGCAGUUCCGCAAAGUCAACAAGAUGGUCCAGCGCAUGAAGAAGAAGAGCCGCACGACGGUGGACCCGGCCGACAUGGCGAUGACGAUGGUUACCGGUGGGUUGACCACUGGUCCCACCAGUCCGAGUCCUGCCGGCGCGGCGUAG
This is a messenger RNA of Anopheles cruzii, 2055 nucleotides long. Its product is annotated as myb-like protein Q. The transcript has 3 exons. Bases 1 to 2055 code for a protein of 684 amino acids. NCBI's taxonomy places the organism in Eukaryota, Metazoa, Arthropoda, Insecta, Diptera, Culicidae. The record is from RefSeq and is a predicted model, not a curated record.